GUGAAGACCCAGGAAAAAUCUCGCUGAAUACGCCUGCCCCAGAACUGCCUUGAUCUGGGAUCUUCUUUCCUUCCUGUGACCGCACCACGCCCGAGAUGAAUCUACGUUCUGUAUUUACUGUAGAGCAACAAAGGAUUUUACAACGUUAUUAUGAAAAUGGAAUGACAAAUCAAAGUAAAAAUUGCUUUCAGCUCAUAUUACAGUGUGCACAGGAGACUAAACUGGACUUCAGUGUAGUCAGGACGUGGGUUGGCAAUAAGAGAAGAAAAAUGAGUAGUAAGAAUUCUGAAUCAGGAGCAACAACAACAGGAACUGUUUCUGGUACUUCUUUGGCAGCUCCAGACGUUACAGUCAGAAAUGUGGUUAACAUUGCUUCACCCUCAAGUCAACAGUCUUCUUGGACAUCGCCCAAUAAUGAUGUCAUCAUAACUGGUAUAUACAGUCCAGCCAGUUCAUCAAGUAGACAAGAGACAACCAAGCAUUCAAACACACAAAUUACAGAAGCACAUAAAAUCCCUAUCCAAAAAACAGCCAGUAAAAAUGAUACUGAGUUUCAGUUGCACAUUCCUGUUCAAAGACAAGUAGCACACUGUAAAAAUGCCUCUUUACUCUUAGGUGAAAAAACAAUUAUUUUGUCAAGACAGACAAGUGUGCUAAAUGCUGGAAAUUCUGUAUACAAUCACACAAAGAAAAACUAUGGAAGCUCUUCAGUGCAAGCCUCUGAGAUGACGGUACCUCAAAAGCCAUCUGUGUGCCACCGACCUUGCAAAAUUGAACCAGUUGGAAUUCAAAGGUCAUAUAAGCCUGAACACACAGGUCUAGCAUCACAUAACUUAUGUGGGCAAAAAUCAUCUGUUAGAGACCCUUACUGCAGAACACAAAAUUUGGAAAUCCGUGAAGUAUUUUCACUGGCAGUUAGUGAUUACCCACAGAGAAUUCUGGGAGGAAAUGCCCCACAGAAGCCUCCUAAUUCAACAGAAGGAACUUGUUUGUCCAUUGCAAUGGAGACUGGAGAUGUUGAUGAUGAGUAUGCCAGAGAGGAAGAAUUGGCAUUGAUGGGAGCACAGAUACCAAGCUACUCAAGAUUUUAUGAAAGUGGCAGUUCCCUUCGAGCUGAGAACCAAAGUACAACUUUGCCUGGACAAGGAAGAAAUAUGCCAAAUUCACAAAUGGUGAAUAUUAGAGACUUGUCAGACAAUGUACUGUAUCAAAACAGAGAAUACCAUUUGACACCACGGACCUCAUUACAUACAGCGUCUACUGCAAUGUACAGUAAUACAAAUCCAUCACGAAGUAAUUUUUCUUCACAUUUUGCAUCAUCAAACCAAUUGAGGUUAUCACAAAACCAAAACAAUUACCAGAUUUCAGGAAACCUUACUGUGCCUUGGAUUACAGGGUGUUCUAGAAAAAGAGCACUACAAGAUCGCACUCAGUUCAGUGACCAAGACUUAGCCACUCUUAAGAAGUACUGGGACAAUGGCAUGACCAGCCUUGGCUCUGUUUGUCGAGAAAAAAUUGAAGCAGUUGCAACUGAAUUAAAUGUUGACUGUGAAAUAGUUCGGACAUGGAUUGGGAAUCGAAGAAGGAAAUAUCGUUUAAUGGGGAUUGAAGUUCCACCUCCAAGAGGAGGCCCUGCUGAUUUUUCUGAGCAGCCCGAAUAUGGUUCUUUGUCUGCACUCACAUCAGGAGAGGAAGCUGGUCCUGAAGUAGGAGAGGAUAAUGACAGAAAUGAUGAAGUAUCCAUCUGUUUGUCUGAAGGAAGUUCUCAAGAGGAGUCAAAUGAAGUUGUUCCAAAUGAGGCAAGGGCUCAUAAGGAAGAGAACCGCCAUGCGGUAUCAGCAGAUAAUGUGAAAAUAGAAAUUAUUGAUGAUGAAGAAAGUGAUAUGCUAAGUAAUUCUGAAGUAGAGCAAGUGAAUUCUUUCUUGGAUUAUAAGAAUGAAGAAGUCAGAUUCAUUGAAAAUGAGUUAGAGAUUCAGAAGCAAAAAAAUUUUAAACUUCAGACAUUUGUAAGAAGCUUGAUACUAGCUAUAAAAGCUGACAAUAAGGAACAACAACAGGCAUUGCUGUCAGAUUUACCUCCUGAAUUAGAAGAGAUGGAUUUCAAUCAUGCCUCGCCGGAGCCUGAUGAUACCUCAUUCAGUGUGUCUUCUUUAUCAGAGAAAAAUGCCUCAGACAGUUUGUGAUUGGGGUGGGGGAGGGAUAUAUGAUACAGCCUUUUGGCUAUCCAACAGGUAUGCAUUUCAAGAUAGUUGCAUUGUGCUGCCCCGAAAUUCUUUAGUUGGAAAAAUAUAUUGCUGAAACAAUGUAUUCUGUGAAGGAUGAAUGAGAUAUAAUGGCUGUGGUGCAAAAUGGCACAGAUGGUACAAAAAAAAGUAUGUAAAAUUUAAAAGCAUUGAGAGUUUUUUCCCAAACUGAUGGAACUCUGAAGGAAAAUGUAUUUAAUUUUGAGCAGUUUAGCUAUGAAAUGCAUAAUGCCUAAUUACUGAAAGGUCUUUUUUUGUUUGUUUGUUUAAUAGAUGAAUAUUAGUUUUAGUAAUAGUUUUGACCAGAGACACAAAAAGAUAUUUCAACACAGCUUAUCAAGUUACUGAAGCUUGACUAGUCGUGUUUUUGUAACCAUUACAUCUUUCUUCCUCUCUCCUUUUCCUGUCAUCCAGAUACACUUUUACUC
Messenger RNA from Dama dama (fallow deer), 2671 nucleotides. It is a transcript of the gene HDX, whose product is annotated as highly divergent homeobox. Gene Ontology annotation, molecular function: RNA polymerase II cis-regulatory region sequence-specific DNA binding; DNA-binding transcription factor activity, RNA polymerase II-specific. Gene Ontology annotation, biological process: regulation of transcription by RNA polymerase II. The transcript has 10 exons. The coding region runs from base 96 to 2183 and encodes 695 amino acids. The record is from RefSeq and is a predicted model, not a curated record. NCBI's taxonomy places the organism in Eukaryota, Metazoa, Chordata, Mammalia, Artiodactyla, Cervidae.